Molecule: messenger RNA, 2529 nt
Organism: Durusdinium trenchii
Lineage: Eukaryota; Dinophyceae; Suessiales; Symbiodiniaceae
Source: the annotation of a GenBank genome assembly
AUGCAUUGGUGUAUGACAAUGAGGCAUCGCUUCAUUUUGGUGCUAGUUGCAACUGAGCUGGCUUUCGUUUCUGCGGUCCAUACACAGGAACCCGCUGAGCGAGAACGAGACACUCGCUCGGCUUCAGAUCAAGCAGGCGUUGCCGCUAGCAGUGCCGGCGCUAAGUCAAGUCGGCUAUUGCGAUCUGAAGAAGGAGCUCGAGCCAUGGUGGUGAGCUCUGAUGCCAAGGUAGAUUCUUCCGCAGAAGACCAAGAUGUGUACAUUGAGGGUGGACACAAGACUGACAAGACUCAUGGGGGCAAUGGAGGCCACUCGGUUGCUGUGGACAGUGAUGGUUCGAGCAACACUUUGGCCAGGAGUGGAAUGCCUCUUCCCCAGCGCGAAGAUUUCAAAGGUGUCUCCUCAAGGAAGCUCAUCGCCCACUCGGUGGAGGCUGAAGAGGAUGAAGAAGAUGGAGAAGAUGAGGCACCACAGGAUUGCGAGUACGGCGACUGGGAGAGGUGGUCGGAGUGCAGCAACUCCUGCGGGGGAGGAUCCCGGCACAGGACUCGAAGCGUCGAACAAGAGGGCGAGAAUGGUGGAAACGAGUGCAAGGACUCAGAAAAAGCAGAGACGGAGGACUGCAACUCGCACGCGUGCCCGGUGGAUUGCGCGAUCAGCAACUGGCAGGACUGGAGCCGCUGCCUUCCAGACUGCUCGGGCCAGCGCAGCCGCUUGCGCACCGUGAUCCAAGCCGCCACCCAUGGGGGCGAGGCCUGUGGGGAGACCAAACAGGAGGAAUCUUGCGAUGGGAUUUGCACAGACUGUGAGUUUCAGGACUGGUCCGCAUGGCAGGAGUGCCCGGUGACUUGCGCUGGAGGUCAGCAGAGUCGCCGUCGGGAGGUGGAAGUGCCAGCCACCAACGGGGGCAAGGACUGUGUGGGGAACAAGACUGAGAGCAAGGUCUGCAAGGAGACAGCAUGUCCAGUCGAUUGCGAUUUGGACGAUUGGAACGCCUGGAGCUCUUGUGAGCCCUACUGCUCAGGAAACACCACCCGGCAGCGGCGGGUGAAGAGCUCUCCGUCCCAUGGGGGCCAAGCGUGUGGUGCUGAGGAGGAGACAAAGACUUGCACCAACUUCUGCCUUAACUGUCGCUGGCAUGACUGGAGCCCCUGGACCUCGUGCUCUGUUCCUUGUGGCGGCGGCAAGAUGCAUCGGAGCAGAGAUCAGACACUGGCUAUGCCAGAAGGAGGCCACGCGAAUGCAGCUUCCUUGCUAGAAGAGGAGCCGGUGAAGGUCUUUGGCUUUGAGUUGAAGGUGAACAGGAGAUGUGAUGAAGUUCACCAGGAGCAGAAGGGCCUGACCUUGGCGAAGGCCAAGAAGCAAUGCCAGGAGGAUGAGAGCUGCGCCGGUCUCUAUGACCCUGGCUGUGACGGACAGAAGGUCCACGUUUGCACAGUGGAUUUCCAUAUGCAGCCCGAGAAUGCCUCUUGCAGCUACACCAAGAAGGAGAUUGGUGGCGGUGCCGUUUGUGAGGGUGAUGGCUUUGAAUCCAAGGAUUGCAACACCCAGCCCUGCCCCGUGGAUUGCUCCUAUGGCGACUGGACGAACUGGACCAGCUGCGAGCCCUUCUGCCUGGGCAGGCAGACACGAAGCCGCGAAGUGCUGGCAGAGGCGGCGAAUGGAGGGCAGGCAUGUGCCAAGGAGGACUUGCAGGAAGAAAAUGCCUGCAUGAACGAGUGCAGGGACUGUCAAUGGGAAGAAUGGACCGAGUGGGACACUUGCACCAUCUCCUGUGGAGGCGGCACGCAGCAGCACCGGCGUGGCAUCCAGGUGACCAUGGCUGGUGGGGGAACGAACUGCACGGGGCCCAGCAGUGAAGAGCAGCCGUGCAACGGCGAAAGGUGCCCCGUGGACUGCGUGUUGCUCGAUUGGACUGAAUGGACGGAAUGUGCCCCCUACUGCUCUGGUGAAAAGAACCGGACACGGACUGUGAUGUUGGAAGCAGUGGAUGGGGGUCAAGCCUGUGGGCCGUUGCUGGAGACGAAGGAGUGUGGGAACUUCUGCAUGGAUUGCCAAGUGGCUGAAUGGUCCACCUGGAGCAGCUGCAGCAGCAGCUGCCGGGGCGGCUGGUCCAUUCGAAGCCGCAGUGAGGUGUAUUAUGUGAAAGCUCGAGCUGGAGCUGCCCAGCCUCAGGCACCACUGCUUUCACCACCCAGCCUGUUGGCGUUUGGCUAUGAGAAGAAGCUGAACUUCAGGUGCUCUGCCAGCAGCCUGGGUGCCUUGGCGGGCGCUCCGAACCGCGCGGAGGCCACCUGCAGCGCCGAUGCUGAGUGCGAGGCGCUCUAUGAUGAAGGGUGCCAUGGAGUACUCACUGUUUGCAAGAAGGGUGUGAGCUUCGAGCAUGAAGCGGGCUCUUGCACCUACAGUAAAAAGGAGAUUGGUCAAGGGAGUCAAGGCCAAGCUUGCGAUGGCAACAGCUCGCAGGCAGUGGCCUGCAACACUCAGAAUUGCCCGGUGGACUGCAAGAACUCCAAUUUUACCGUCUAG